AUGAGAAAUUACAUCAAGCUCCUGAUCGUGGCGGUUCUCGCCGCCCUCCUCGUCUCUGCCGACGCGCGCUGCCGUAAGUCUCAUAUAUUCCCCUUCGUCGGCCGCUCUUUCCCACGUCAUACCGCUUUCCUCGUCGCCCGCAAUUUCCCUCAUCUCCCUCGCCGCCCUCGCCUCUGCUUGUCGCCCGCGCUUCCCGUCGUCGCCCUUGCUUCCCCGUCACCCGUGCUUCCCGUCGUCGCCCUUGCUCUCCCGUCACCCACGCUUCCCGUCGUCGCCCUUUCUUCCCCGUCACCCGCGCUUCUUCUCAUCUCUCGCUCUCCUCCUCAACGUCUUCGUUUCCCUCGUCGCCAUAACGCCCUCGCUUCUGCCUGUCGCCCUCGGCUCCCCACAUACCCGCCUCCAUCUCCCCCACAUACCACCCGCCUUCCUCCCCACAUUCUAUUCCGCUUGUCAUACGCUCUUCUCCUCUUCCUCCCUUCCAUCUCUCCCUCCCUCCCUCUCCCUCUCUCUAUCUCUCUUUCUUCGAAAACCUCUCUCACCCUUUCUUCCACCCUUCUUCCUCCUGAGGGGAAGGGACUGAAUGAGAGACACAGAGGGGAUAGGACAGAAGGGUAUGCAGAUGUUCUUUUUCCCCACGCGCUUCCCCUCAUCGCCCUCACUUCCCCCAAAUUGUUGCCCCCUGUCUCUGUUUUUCCCAACCACCCGUUCUCCCACCAGCCCUGCUUCCCCCUUUGCCCUGAUUCCUUCCACCCUCUGCCCUGCUCCCCCCCAUCCCCUUCCCUGCUUCCCCCCACCCUCUGCCCUGCUCCCCCCAUCCCGUUCCCUGCUUCCCCCCACCCUCUGCCGUGCUCCCCCCCAUCCCCUUCCCUGCUCCCCCCCACCCUCUGCCCUGCUUCCCCUCAUCCCAUUCCCUGCUUCUCCCCACCCCCUGCCCUGCUUCUCCCCAUCCCCUUCCCUGCUUCCCCCCAUCCCCUUCCCUGCUUCCCCCCAUCCCCUUCCCUGCUUUCCCCCAUCCCCUUCCCUGCUUCCCCCCAUCCCCUUCCCUGCUUCCCCCCAUCCCCUUCCCUGCUUCUCCCCAUCCGCUUCCCUGCUUCCCCCCAUCCCCUUCCCUGCUUCCCCCUACCCUCUGCCCUGCUCCCCCCCAUCCCCUUCCUUGCUUCCCCCCAUCCCCUUCCCUGCUUCUCCCUCUCCCUUCCCUGCUUCCCCCCAUCCCCUUCCCUGCUUCCCCCCAUCCCGUUCCCUGCUUCCCCCCAUCCCCUUCCCUGUCUCCGUGUUACCCGUUUCCUUGUCCCUUUUCCCUGUGUCUCCCCACCCUCUGUUCUUAUUCCUUCACCCUCGCACACCUUACCGCCUGCCGACCUUACCGCCUGCCCACCUUACCACCUCAAAUCCUUCCCUUCUCAUCCGCGCGCAGGUGUGGCGGAAGGUGCACGUGCUGCCUUGUGCCUGCCGCUUGCUGUCCACGCCUUCCAUCCCACCUCUCCCAAACCACGUCUUUUUCUAUAUGUGCCUCCCCUGCUGGCCCAUACCCUCUGCUGA
Messenger RNA from Closterium sp. Naga37s-1, 1539 nucleotides. Lineage: Eukaryota; Viridiplantae; Streptophyta; Zygnematophyceae; Desmidiales; Closteriaceae. The record is from the annotation of a GenBank genome assembly.